Tetrahymena thermophila SB210 is the source of this 1506-nucleotide messenger RNA. RefSeq lists its product as hypothetical. The transcript has a single exon. Lineage: Eukaryota; Ciliophora; Oligohymenophorea; Hymenostomatida; Tetrahymenidae. The record is from RefSeq and is a predicted model, not a curated record.
AUGAGUAAAUUUUUUAGUGGUCUCUUCAAUUCGUUUAUAAAGCAUCAGACUCCAAUCGAAAAAGCUUUUAAGAAUACUUGCUUCCUCAAAGAAAAUUUUGAUGAAAUUGAUUAUGAUGAUUUAUUAAAGGUUCUUUCGUUCUUAAAUGGUAAAACUGAAGUAAAACAAUAAGAAGCUAUCCAUUUAUUUUUUUAGUAUUUUAAGGAUAACUAAGAUUUGUCAUUGUAGCGCAGACUAAAAUUCUUAGCACUGAUUCAUAAAAGCAUAAAAAAAAUAGGUUUCGAUUUUGCAGAAGAGUUUCUUUCAAUCAAGCCAAAUUGUUUGAGAGAAAAGACUAACCUUUCUCAACUCUCAUAGAAGCAAGCUAAAUAAAAACAAAUGGUAUUCCAUUAUAUGGAUAUUGAGAGUUGGUUAGAGGAGUAUUUAAUAAAGCAUUACUACGAUUAUUUGAUGAGGAUGUCCUUAAAUUUAGAAACUUACAAAACCUGCAUGCAAGGGUGUGAGAAAGACACAAAUCCUAAUAACCACUCAAGUUAGAAUGGUGACAUGUAGCAGUAUUUUAAUUAAUAAUAGUAAUAGUAACAGAAUUAGUCUAAAAAUGGAAAUAACUAGAUGAAUAAUACAUUAAAAAUAAUCAUUCUUUUCAAAGUAAACAAUCUUGUUAAUUUCCUGAUAAAGCUUUAAAAGCAAUUUUACAUAAUAUUUACUGAAUUCAAAUUUAUUUCAAUCGCGAAAGAUAUUGCCUACAUGGUUUUAAAGGAUUGCAUUAUUUAUUACAAUUAUAUGCAUAAAUAAAUUAUGCAAAUGGUUAAUAACUACGAGUCCAUGCUUGAGCAAGACUAGAUGUAGUUCUAUGAGCUCUUUAUUGAGCUAAUAAAGCUUAAUUCUGCCCUUCAUGACUUUGGAAAACUGAGAAAAUUUUUUGAUGAGGAGGACUCUAUCGAAUAACCUCUUACGUUAAAUAUCACAAAAGAAAGAGCUCGUUAAAUUGAUAGAAAUCACCGCAAAAUUGUACUUAGGAACGAAGAAAUACAAAGAGAUAGAAAAUUAAAAUUACAAAAAAUGUAAAGUGCAGAUAAUGGUUAAGGCGGGCAUUAAAGAACAUUCUCAACUUCAUCAUAUGGAAAGCGUCUUGGUGUAUUCCCUAAAGGUAGCAUGACUUCGCGCUGCAUGAGUUGGAAACCUAAUGAAUAAAUUUGUGAAGUAACUAAUGAUGACGAAGAUGAUGAAGCAUUUAAGUCUAAAUUCAAAAUUAACCCUAAAAAAGGUUUACACUCUCAUCAGCCAAGCUUAAUUAACGGAGUUUCAGAGUUAAGGGUACCAAAUUUACACCUAGAGCACAUGUAUGGAAACUAAAGUGAAUAUAUUGAUUAUUCUAAUGGCUACAAUACUGAUAGAAUUAUGUAUAGAGGACAAAAAGAUACUGUCGAUGAAGAUAAAAGUGAAAGUACUAAAGAAACAAAGAAGGAUGAUACCUUUAAUAACAAAAAUGACAUGAAAGAAUGA